GGUCAUUUCUCAUCAACCCUUAUCAAAAUUAUUAUCUUGUUAAGAAGCUCUCAAUCAAAGUCCUCUUUUCUCUUCAUUCUACUUUUUACGUCACCGCCUCUCAUUUCCAUAACUUUUUUUUUGCAGAUUCAGAGUAUUUUAUAAGGAUUGUUUGGAAUCAAGAAUUUGGUGUUUUUGUUUUGGAAUCAGGAUUGUUUGAAUCAAGGAUUGGUGUUCUGGUUUUGGAAUCAGAUUGUAGGCUUUGUGUGGAAUCAAGAAUUGGUGUUCUGGUUUUGGAAUCAGAUUGUAGGCUUUGUUUGGAAUCAAGAAAUAGUGUUUUGAUCUUGGAAAGGUUGAAUCUUUAGUGGGUAUUUGAUGAAUUAUUUGAUGAAGUUGUGAGUUUUCUGAUAUGGGUGUGUGUGCAAAGCAUUGGGAAGUGGUUUAUAUGGUUCUUUGGUUAUCUGUUUUGGCUGGAAUUUGAAGGAUUGUGAAUCUUGGGUUGUUUGAUUCAAGGUGUUUGAAUCUUGGGUUGUCUAAUUCUUUGUGGAUAUGUGGAUGAGGUGGUCAUGGUUAUGUUACUAAGUGUUAGUUGUGGUGGAAAUUUUGUUCCAAAUAGGCUGAUCCAGGAUUUAGAGUCGGUUAGUUGGGAGUGGAUUCCUUAUAUGUUUAUGCAUUUUCAAGAUCCCUUUUCACAUGUAUACUUGGUUAGAACUGAAAGCAGUAGGUUCCAUUGAACUCUGUGCUAAGGGCUAGAGGCACCUCUACGACCACCCCGAAUAAUAGGAAAUGCUUGCAAAGGGGAAAAUGGGUGAAGAUCUUCUAACAACCUUAACCAUUGAAAGCAAUCAUUUGUCCACCCUCUUGUCCAUGGAUUCUGGCUCAUCUUCUCAUGAUGAAAUGGAGAGGGAGUUGAUCCGGACUGUUAACCAUUUACAGCCGCCUGAUAUUAAUCUCCCACUCGAGCCCAGCCCCCCUCCUCAGUUGUGGAAUGAUACAUGUGAUAUGCUAGAUGUAGGCCUUGGUUCCCAACAUUAUGAGGUUGAGACAAAUAUUAGUGUCACAAAGAUUGGGAAGAAGUGUGCCAAGCGGCUUGAUAGUAUUUGGGGCGCUUGGUUUUUCUUCACUUUUUACUUUAAGCCAGCUCUGAAUGAGAAGUCGAAGGGUAAAAUUAUUCGUGAGAGUAAUGGUGUUUCUCGGUAUGAUAAAUCGGAUUUGAAGCAGGAUGUUUUCCUUGUUCAGCAUGAUAUGGAGAAUAUGUACAUGUGGGUUUUCAAGGACAGGCCUGAAAAUGCUCUUGGCAAGAUGCAAUUGAGGAGUUACAUGAACGGGCAUUCACGCCAGGGAGAGAGCCCCUUUCCUUUCACUGCAGAGAAAGGUUUUGUGCGUUCUCACAAAAUGCAGAGGAAACAUUACAGAGGUCUUUCGAACCCUCAGUGCCUUCAUGGAAUUGAAGUUGUUAGGUCACCUAAUCUUACAGGUCUUGAUAAGGAGGAGCAAAAGAAGUGGAUGGAGCUUACAGGACGAGACAUGAAUUUUUCAAUUCCUUCUGAAGCCAGUGACUUUGAGUCAUGGAGGUGCCUUCCGCAUACAGAAUUUGAGCUUGAACGGCUUCCUGCAUUGAAGAGCAACGCACUUCCUCGUACAGAGAGAUUGUUGAAUGGAUCAAGUCUGAAUCUAUCUACUCGAUCUGCAAACCAUGUAAAUGGAGAAGGACUAAACAUUUUGUCUGUCUGCAACAAGAGGAAGAAAAAUGGAUUUACUCGAGGAAACAAUGACGAUUGCUGUUUGCCUAAUAGUCAACAUCCUGAGAGGCUUACAGAUAUUCAUCCAAUUAGCCCACCCUGGCUAAGAGAUUUUUCUGGUGCUAUGCAAGUAGCAUCUGGUCCCGUUACAGCUGCAAAAACUAUUUAUGAAGACGACGCAGGGUUCUUAAUACUUGUUAGCAUGCCUUUUGUGGAUCUAAAAAGUGUCAAAGUCACUUGGAGAAAUACCAUCUCUCAUGGGAUUGUGAAGAUAUCUUGUGUCAGCACUGGAUGUAUCCCUAUCAUCAAAAGACAAAACAGGACUUUCAAGCUAUCAGAUCCAGCUCCGGAGCACUGCCCUUCAGGGGAAUUUGUCAGGGAAAUCCCUCUUAGGACUCGCAUUCCAGAAGACGCAAAACUAGAAGCAUAUGGAGAUGAAACUGGAACUAUGCUUGAAAUUCAUGUGCCUAAGCAGCGUGUAGGACCAGAAGAGCACGAGGUUCUAGUGUGCCUUCGCCCCUCGCCUUGGACCACACAUGCAUAUGUUGAUUUGACAGAAGCUAUGGCUUGAAAAUCAGUGGAUGCUCGCUCUCAUAGGUAGUAGUUACUAUUAUUUACUGACCUCAAUGGAAAUGAUAUUUAUAUUUUCUUCUAAUUCAAUCAGGAAAGAUUCGUUUUCUUUCCCCACUCAUCAACCAAUGUGGAACACAAGAUGCUAUUUUUGCAUGCCUUCAAUGUCCACAACAUUUUGUUCCUGCUACUAUUGAUCCCUUAUUAGCUUCGUUAACAACUUCAUACUGUUAUUCUUAUUGUUGAAUGGUAUUUGUGCUUAAAUCUGUCUCGAUUCUUCA
Molecule: messenger RNA, 2572 nt
Organism: Solanum pennellii
Lineage: Eukaryota; Viridiplantae; Streptophyta; Magnoliopsida; Solanales; Solanaceae
Exons: 5
Coding region: 766-2292 (508 amino acids)
Source: RefSeq, a predicted model, not a curated record